Messenger RNA from Lachancea nothofagi CBS 11611, 1467 nucleotides. Lineage: Eukaryota; Fungi; Ascomycota; Saccharomycetes; Saccharomycetales; Saccharomycetaceae. The record is from the annotation of a GenBank genome assembly.
AUGGCUGAUCUGAGACAGCGGAAAGAAGACUUCGUUUCAGGUUUGACAGGCGGGUCCAUAGAAGAGAUCAAUGCAGUAACUUCUGUCGCCUUUUGUGCAUAUAUUUGUUGGAACCUAGUUAAUGCUACAGUAAGAGAUGGAAGCGUCAAAUAUAUUAUUGACUUCAUGUUUAACUGGUGUGGUAUUUUGUUGGCCAUAACUACUUAUUCGGGCGCACCGUUGUAUCUGAACUUGCUGCUUCUCGUGCCUUCUUUGGCUUAUUGGUUUGUUGCCCGAAGAACGUCACCAGAAAUGGCAAAGGUUAAGCCCCAGAGAAGCCAUGAAAAACCACAACGAAUCGAAGAUGAAAUGACACUUAUAAAACGACCUUUUAUUACUGCUUAUCGUGGUAGUAUGAUGGUCAUUACUGUUUUGGCUAUACUCGCCGUAGAUUUCCAAAUUUUCCCUCGUAGGUUUGCUAAAGUGGAGACCUGGGGUAGCUCGCUUAUGGAUCUUGGAGUUGGAUCAUUUGUAUUCAGUAAUGGGAUUGUGUCCUCGAGAGCGAUACUGAAAGACGAGUUAAGCGGUCGUAACACUCGCUUUCCCAACAAACUUAUCAAUGCGCUGAAAUCUUGUGGUACUGUAUUAGUACUUGGGCUUUUACGACUAUAUUUUGUGAAGAACUUAGAGUAUCAGGAACACGUUACCGAAUACGGCGUGCAUUGGAACUUCUUUAUUACGCUGGCCUUUCUUCCAUUAGUAUUGGUUUUUAUUGACGAAAUCACCAGGUAUGUUCCGAGGAUUGUGGUGGCUAUUACUAUAUCGGUUGCUAGCGACCUGCUCAUGGUAUUCGACGAAAGAUUCAUGAGUUUUCUAAUAACUGCCCCACGGAAUAACUUGGUGGAGGCGAACCGCGAAGGCAUUUUUUCGUUUAUUGGAUACUGCUCCAUUUUCCUCUGGGGCCAGACCACAGGCUUUUACACUCUUGGUAAUAUUCCCACCAAGAACAACUUGUACAAAGCAUCAGCCCAGCCAAUAAUUAAAGCUAAGGAGCCUAGUGUGUGGGAUAAGUUGACGUCUAAGACUCCUUUGAGCGGUUUGCUCACUUGGUCAUUUAUUUCGCUGUCUGUGACACAAAUGGUUUUUGCGUGGCACCCGUUCGACAUUUCCAGGCGAUUUGCCAACCUCCCUUACGUUAUGUGGGUUGUGUCGUAUAACACCGGCGCUCUUUCCAUUUAUUGCCUGGCAGACAAAGUUUUUGGAAAUACCUCAUCGAAUUGUCAAAUCUCACCAGCGCUAGAAGCUAUCAACUCUAAUGGGCUAUUCUUGUUCCUUUUGGCUAAUGUGACUACUGGAUUGAUAAAUAUGGCCAUACCUACGAUAGACAUACAGCCAGCACUCGCCUUUCUUGUCCUAUUCCUGUACGCGUCGUUUGUAGCUUCAACUGGUUUAUUUAUGAAGCGCAAAGAGUUGUUCAUAAAGUUGUGA